Molecule: messenger RNA, 3530 nt
Organism: Anarrhichthys ocellatus (wolf-eel)
Lineage: Eukaryota; Metazoa; Chordata; Actinopteri; Perciformes; Anarhichadidae
Gene: iqgap1
Product: IQ motif containing GTPase activating protein 1
Exons: 25
Coding region: 207-3530 (1107 amino acids)
Biological process (GO): mitotic actomyosin contractile ring assembly actin filament organization; epidermal growth factor receptor signaling pathway; regulation of GTPase activity
Cellular component (GO): cell cortex; nucleus
Molecular function (GO): calmodulin binding; GTPase activator activity; actin filament binding
Source: RefSeq, a predicted model, not a curated record
UGAGGUUUGAAGAAGACGAAAAAUUCUCCAGUCAAGCUGCGCAGAGAGGAACUACAGGGCCGAGAGGUCCUCCCGGGUUUCUGUCGCUGUCUAGUGCUUUUUUAUUUGUUGCGGAGAGUUUGGGAACCAAAGUGUCCAAAACCGUGCGUCAACUUUGAGUUGUUUUUGUGUUGUACUGAAGCGAAGCGCGGAGCGCAGAGAGGAGGAUGUCAACUUCUGACGAGACAGACGGGCUCCGGCCGAGAUAUGGCUCCGUCCUGGAUGGCGUGGAGCGGCUCACGGCGGAGGAGAUGGACGAGCAGCGGCAGCAGAACAUGGCCUACGAGUACCUGUGUCACCUGGAGGAAGCCAAACGAUGGAUGGAGGCCUGUCUGGACGAGGAGUUGCCUCCCACCACGGAGCUGGAAGAGGGGCUGAGGAACGGCGUCUAUCUGGCCAAACUGGGCAACUUCUUCGCCCCGAAAACCGUCUCCCUCAAGAAGAUCUACGACCGCGAACAGACGCGCUACAAGGCGACCGGUCUCCAUUUCAGACACACAGACAACGUCAUCCAGUGGCUCAACGCCAUGGCAGAGAAGGGACUGCCAAAGAUCUUCUACCCAGAAACCACAGACAUAUAUGACAGAAAGAACAUGCCACGCUGCAUCUACUGUAUACAUGCACUCAGCUUGUACCUGUUCAAGCUCGGCCUGGCCCCUCAGAUCCAGGAUCUUUAUGGAAAAGUAGAUUUCACCGAGGAGGAGAUCAACAACAUGAAGAGUGAGCUGGAAAAGUAUGGGAUCCAGAUGCCCGCCUUCAGCAAGAUCGGCGGGAUCCUGGCCAAUGAGCUCUCGGUGGAUGAAGCUGCAUUACAUGCCGCUGUGAUCGCCAUCAACGAGGCCAUCGACCAGGGCGUACCGGAGGGCACUGUGGCCGCUAUGCAGAACCCCAACGCCAUGCUGGUCCAGCUGGACCCCAGCGCUGCUCACCAGUACCACGACACGCUGUACCAGGCCAAGGGAAUGAAGGUGGCCAACUCACGCAAACGGCAAAUGGAGAACACCGAGGCAGAGAGAGAUAUCUACGAUGAGCUUCUCACCCAGGCUGAAAUCCAGGGCAACGUCAAAAAGGUCAACGUGAGCAACGCCUUGAGUGCAGCCGAACAGGCGUUGCUGAGUGGCGAUGAGGACAAGUUAUACGAGGCCCUUAAAGCCAUGGGGGUUCAGAACCUGCAGGUCCAGAACAAAGGCUGGUACCUCAAGCAGCUGCAGGCCGACCGGGAGAAUAAAGACCAGGCGUCUCCGGGAGAAGCCCUGACUAAGGACGAGUUGCAGAGCGGCGUGGACGUGGCCAAUGAGAUUGCAGAAGGCUACCUAAAGAUGAUGAAGGCAGUGGAACGCAUCAACGGCGCCGUCAGGGCGGGCGUGCCGGAGAAGACAGUGGAGGAGCUGAUGAACCCCGAUGCUCAGCUGCCGGAAGUCUACCCGAGUGCUGCAGACCUCUACCAGAGAGAGCUGUUGAGCCUGCAGCAGCAGAGCCCGGAGGGCUCGCUGUCCCACCCCGAGCUGCUCGUUGCUGUGGAGAUGCUGUCGUCGGUGGUGCUGAUGAACCAGGCGAUGGACGUCGGAGACCGAGCCGCACUCUGGAAGCAGCUGUCCAGCAACGUCACUGGACUCAGUAAUGUGGAGGAUGAAUAUGCACAGAGGUACAUGGACGAACUGAUGCAUCUCAAGGCGGCAGCCAGAGAGGACGGCUGCGACUUUCUCACCUGGAACGACAUUCAAGCCUCUAUCGACCAAGUCAACCAGACUGUGCAGGAGGAGCAUGAACGUAUUGCCGCCAUCGGACUGAUCAACGAGGCCCUGGACGAAGGGGAUCCCACGAAGACCCUGUCCAUGUUGCAGAACCCCUCAGCCAAGCUCACGGACGUGGACCCGUCUGUGGCGCAGCACUACCACGAUAAACUGCUGGAGGCCCGCAGAGAGAAAGCUCACGAGACCCAGGACCCCUCUGCUGUGCUGUGGCUGGAUGAGAUCCAGGACGCCGUUCUGAGGGCGAACCAGGACACUCAGGAAGCCUUACAGUUCUCGCAGUCCAUCCAGGCCGUCAACGAGGCGGUGGACAGCGGCGAACCGGCUCAGACCCUGGCUGCUCUGAGAAGACCCGGGGCGGGACUCUACGGAGUCACCUCGGAGUGUUCCCAGACCUACCAGGAUGACCUGUCCAAGAUCAAAGACGAGAAGAAGACAGAGGGCGAUAAUGGCAGCGAGUGGGUGAAACACUGGGUGAAGGGAGGACACAACUACUAUUAUAACCUGCAGACCAAAGAGGGCACCUGGGUGGAGCCGGAGGGCUUCCUGCAGAACAACACCCAGCUCAACAAGGAGGACAUCCAGUCGGUGGUUUCCGGUGUAACCACGGCCUACAAUCGAGAGCAGCUGUGGCUGGCCAACGAGUCUCUCAUUGCCAAGCUGCAGGCCCGCUGCCGUGGCUACCUGGUGAGGAACGGCCAAAAGGAGCGGAUGAACUUCCUGAAAUCACAAGACCCUGCUGUUACAUGCAUACAGGCGCACUGGAAAGGCCACAAACAGAGGAAGAAGUUCAAAGAGCGUAAACAGUAUCUGGAGGAGCACAGCGACGAGGCCGUCAAGAUCCAGUCCAUGGUCCGGAUGCACCAAGCUCGUAAGAAAUACAAGGAUCGUCUGAAGUACUUCCAGGACCACAUCAGUCAGGUGGUGAAGAUUCAGGCUUUCAUUAGAGCCAACAAGGCCAGAGACGACUACAAGACGCUGAUCAGCGCCGAGGACCCUCCGAUGGCGGUGGUGAGGAAGUUCGUCCACCUGCUGGACCACAGCGACCAGGACUUCCAGGAGGAGCUGGAGCUGAUGCGUCUCCGCGAGGAGGUGGUCACCAACAUCCGCUCCAACCAGCAGCUGGAGAACGACCUGAACCUGAUGGACAUCAAGAUCGGCCUGCUGGUGAAGAACAAGAUCACGCUGCAGGAGGUGGUGUCCCACAGCAAGAAGCUGACCAAGAAGAACAAGGGCCAGCUGUCCAACAUGAUGAUGAUGAACAAGCAGAGGGGGGGGCUGAAGGCCCUCAGCAAGGAGAAGAGGCUCAAACUGGAAGCCUACCAGUACCUCUUUUACCUGCUACAGACCAACCCCACGUAUCUCGCCAAGCUGAUCUUCCAGAUGCCGCAGAAUAAAUCCACAAAGUUCAUGGACUCUGUGAUCUUCACCCUUUAUAACUACGCCUCCAACCAGAGGGAGGAGUACCUGCUGACCAAGCUCUUCAAAACGGCCCUGCAGGAGGAGAUCAAGUCAAAGGUUGACCAGAUGAAGGAGAUCGUCACAGGAAACCCUACGAUCAUCAAGAUGGUGGUGAGCUUCCACCGAGGUGCGCGGGGACAGAACGCGCUGCGGCAGAUCCUGGCACCGGUCGUCAAGGAGACCAUGGACGACAAAACGCUGAACAUCAAGACCGACCCGGUGGACAUCUACAAGAGCUGGGUCAACCAGAUGGAGACGCAGACCGGAGAGGCCAGGUGA